Molecule: messenger RNA, 2375 nt
Organism: Talaromyces proteolyticus
Lineage: Eukaryota; Fungi; Ascomycota; Eurotiomycetes; Eurotiales; Trichocomaceae
Exons: 5
Coding region: 84-2057 (657 amino acids)
Biological process (GO): regulation of DNA-templated transcription
Cellular component (GO): nucleus
Molecular function (GO): DNA-binding transcription factor activity, RNA polymerase II-specific; zinc ion binding; transcription cis-regulatory region binding
Source: RefSeq, a predicted model, not a curated record
CGUACCCCCAUCGGAUUUCAUGCAAGUUGGUGGUGUUGAAGUUCGGGUUACCGACUAGCUGAUACUUACCCGAUUUUUGCAGCAUGGAGCACAGUGCAGGAAAACCCGCGCCGUACGGCCGGGCUUGCAUCAACUGUGCUCGGGCGAAAUGCAAAUGCAUUCUGCGUGACGAAGGCAGUAGCUGUGAAAGAUGUUCUCGUUUGAAAAAGCAAUGCACGCCUUCACCGACUGUGAGAAAGAAACGGCAAAGAGGCAGCAAUUCACAGACUGCUCGAUUGGAGCAGAAACUAGAUGGCCUGGUUUCCUUGUUGAAAUCUGGGAAUCGAAAUAAUGACUAUUUUGGAAAUACGUCUGCCGAUGCAUCCCCUGAGUGGGGUUUGAAUGGAAACAGACAAAGUGAAACGGCAGAAGCAUCUCAUAGAGAAACACCAACCAGCACGAACAAAACGGUCGCUGCUCAUACCAUCAGCUCGUUGACGAAUAGUAUCAGCCCCUUGACGCCAGUCUCAGAAUCACUAGCUCCAUUCCCAUAUGCUAUUCCCCCCGAUGCCGACGUCUCUGCCGAAGACUCAGAGCAUUAUGUCCAUAUGUUCCGUACCCAGUAUCUCAAGUUUUUUCCAUUCUUCUGGCUUCGGGAGGGAAAGACGUCUCUUGAACUACGCCAAGAGUACCCCUUUCUAUGGCUUUCCAUUAUGUCUAUUUCUUCAACCCUUCUACCACAGCAAAUGGCUCUAGCCCGGGUGGUGCGGGAGGUGACUUCACAAGAAAUCAUCAUGAAAGGGGAGCGGAGUAUUGAUCUAUUAUUAGGCUUACUCUGCGUUGUCGCUUGGGGGCAUGCUCAGGUUCAUUUAGGACCCCUCCUCGCAGUAUUCUCCCAUCUUAUUAUUGCGGUUGCAAACGAUCUUGAACUUCACAAAGCACCAACAAAAGACUUUACCAAAAUUCCUGGUUGUCCACCGCCAAAUAUUCACUAUAAGUUCAAGAUUCCCAACACAAGAACCAUGGAACACCGACGCACUAUCUUGGCUUGCUUCUUACUUACGGCAAGCUUUGCAUCAAACCAUCAAAGGAACGAUGGAAUGUCAUGGUCUCCAUACCUUGAUCAGUGUUUGAAGAUCCUCGAGGAGUCAAAAGAAGCCCCGGAUGACGAGUUUCUGGUGAACUGGAUAAAAAUACAGCAUAUAAAAAGCAAGAGUGUUGAAAUUUUCACCCAGAUCCGUGAUUCCGACCACGAAGAAUCUACGCGGUCUAUCGGAUCUCACGUAUUCUCUCUAAAACAUCAGUUGGAGUAUAUGAAGGAACAGAUACCCUCCUAUAUCGCCACAAACCAACUUUUACAACUCUCGCUAUAUAGUGCUGAAAUGGCUAUUCAUGAGCUCGUGCUGUUACGUCUUGAGUUUGUACCUCUCGCCAGAGAGAUCGGGUCUCAAACAAUAGACGGCCUUUUCGGAUGUCUCCGAGCCAUAAGGUCCUUCCUGGAUAUUCUACUACAAUACAAACCAACUGAAUAUCUCGGCCUCUCCUUUUUCAUUUGGAAGCAGAUGAGCUCGGCCGUAUUCCUACUCGCGCGACUAGUUUCGUUGGGUGAUCCUGGAUGGGAUGUCGGCUAUGUGAAACGCGUGGUUGACCUCCCUAGUACUCUCGGUCAAUUUUCUAGGAAUAUUGAGUACCUGGUGAACGUGUCUGGAUGGAAAUCGGCUACUCAAGAAAAUGUUUAUAUGAGAUCAACGCGAAUGCUUGGGUUGAUGAGCAAUUGGGCUCAGUCGAUAUAUCACUGUAUUGAUCAAGCGACUGGCACUGCUGCUACUCAAGAACCUAUAUCGAUGCACCAGGCAGGUGCGCUGGCAACAUUCGAAGACCAAGAACCGGGACGACGGCACGAGCAACAAAAUCACACCGCAACAGGUGAAGCAAUGGUGACUGCACAGCCGAUGCAGAUUCCGAAUGCAAUGCAGAACGCGCCAAUAGUUCCGACUUUUGAGCCCGAGUUUUGGUCUGACGAUAUGUUUGGAUUGUGGGAUAUUCACUCAGGAAGGGGGUUCACAUUCGAGGAGUAAACGGUUCAGGAUGGCUUGGGAUUAGAAAUAUAGGGGUAGUAUCGAUUAAUGACUCAUUGGUUACAAGGUUGCGGGGUUUAUCAGUAAUAUCAAUGUGAGGGAGAUGAUAUUGAGAAUAGGAAAGGUUGUAAUAACUUUCUGUCUCCUCAUUAUUUCAAAUGUUGGAAUGUAAUACUACUGUGGCUGUACUUAUGCACCUUCGGCGAUGGAAAGACAUGCCGAUUUGGGAAGUUUGGCGAGAGAUAUAACUCCACACUGGCGAUUUUGUUUCCUGCAUAUAUCUAAAUUUACAUGUAUUGUAACUAUUACUGAUUUAAA